Messenger RNA from Cavia porcellus (domestic guinea pig), 10974 nucleotides. Its product is annotated as cytochrome P450 2D17-like. Bases 628 to 2130 code for a protein of 500 amino acids. Gene Ontology annotation, molecular function: oxidoreductase activity, acting on paired donors, with incorporation or reduction of molecular oxygen, reduced flavin or flavoprotein as one donor, and incorporation of one atom of oxygen; iron ion binding; heme binding. NCBI's taxonomy places the organism in Eukaryota, Metazoa, Chordata, Mammalia, Rodentia, Caviidae. Gene Ontology annotation, biological process: arachidonate metabolic process; xenobiotic metabolic process. The transcript is spliced from 16 exons. Gene Ontology annotation, cellular component: cytoplasm; intracellular membrane-bounded organelle. The record is from RefSeq and is a predicted model, not a curated record.
CUCUGCGCACGCUAGCGGACUACAAGUCCCAGAGGACUGUGGGAGCAGGCUGGGGUAAAAUCCCCCUUAGAGGCUUCUCCGCAGCAUCCUUGUGGUGCAGCCCUGCAGCUUCAGUCUCUGCUCUCCGCCCCGCCACCUCUUUCCUCGAGGGGUUAUCGGGGCACCAUAUGGGCCCACCAGGCGUGAUCAACAGCACUUCUGUAUGUCCACCCUGUGCAACUUGGCCUGUGGAAGAAGUCCCUGGAGCAGUGGGUGACCGAGGAGGACGCCUGUCCCUGUGCUGCUUUUGCUAACCAUACUGGCCACUUUGAAUGUGAUGACCUGACCAGCAUCAGGAUGUUAGAGAUGCUGGAGGAGAGCGUGAGGGAGGACAAUGGCUGGAUGCUUCAGGUAUUGAACUCAAUGCUACAGCUCCUGCACAUCCCAUGGGUGGCUGCGACGUCCUGCCUGCACAGAGGUCCUUCAUGGUCUUGAAUAAUAAGCUCUUGGCUGAGUACAACACAGGCUGGGACCCAGACCAGCCUCCCCGAGAUCUGACUGAUGCUUUCCUGAAAGUGGUGCUUAAGGUGCCUGGAGCAGUGAGGGCCACUGGUUGUGUGCAGAGGACUCGGUGGUCUGCCAGGCACCAUGGGGCUGCUGACUGUGGAUGCACUUUUCACUGUGGCCUUGGCCGUGGCUGUGUUCCUGCUCCUGGUGGACCUGAUGCACCGGCGCCAACGCUGGGGUGCUCGCUACCCGCCAGGCCCUGUGGCACUGCCUGGGCUGGGAAACCUGCUGCAGCUGGACCUGCACAAUAUACCAUACUCCUUCUACAAGUUAAGGUGCCGCUUUGGGGACGUGUUUAGCCUGCAGCUGGCCUGGAACCCAAUAGUUGUCUUCAAUGGGCUGGCAUCUGUGCGUGAGGUGCUAGUGAACCACAGCGAGGACACCGCAGACCGUCCACCAGUGCCCAUCAAUGAACACAUGGGCUUCGGACCACGAUCCCAAGGCGUGAUCAUGGCACCCUAUGGACCCGCCUGGCGUGAGCAGCGGCGCUUCUCUGUGUCCACCCUGCGCAACUUCGGCCUGGGGAAGAAGUCGCUGGAACAGUGGGUGAAUGAGGAGGCCGCCUGCCUGUGUGCUGCCUUUGCCACCCAGGACGGAUGCCCAUUUAGACCAAAUACCCUCCUGAACAAAGCAGUGUGCAAUGUGAUCGCCUCCCUCAUCUAUGCACGUCGCUUCGAGUAUGAUGACCCACUCCUGAGCAGGGUAUUGGACCUGCUGGCAGAAACUGUGAAGGAGGGCCUUGAGUUGAUCCCCCAGGUGCUGAAUUCAUUCCCGGUGCUCCUACGCAUCCCAGGAGUAGCUGGCAGGGUCUUUCCCGCACAGAAGGCAUUCUUGGCCCUGAUGGAUGAGCUGGUGACAGAGCACAGGGCAACACUCGACCUGAGCCAGCCACCCCGAGAUCUGACGGAUGCCUUCCUGUUUGAGGUGGACAAGGCCAAGGGGAACCCCGAGAGCAGCUUCAAUGAUGCGAAUCUGCGCCUGGUUGUGGGUGACCUGUUCACGGCAGGGAUGGUGACCACUUCGACCACGCUGGCCUGGGCCCUGCUGCUCAUGAUCCUGCACCCGGAUGUGCAGCGCCGUGUACAACAGGAGAUCGAUGAAGUGAUAGGACAAGGGCGGCGCCCAGAGAUGGCGGACCAGGCCCGCAUGCCCUUCACCAACGCCGUGAUUCAUGAGGUGCAGCGCUUUGGAGACAUCAUCCCAAUCAAUUUACCCCACAUGGCAACACGUGACAUUGAGGUGCAGGGCUUCCUCAUCCCCAAGGGGACAGGGUUAACUGUCAACCUGUCGUCUGUGCUGAAAGAUGAGACUGUCUGGGAGAAGCCCUUCCACUUCCACCCGGAACACUUCCUGGAUGCUGAAGGCCACUUUGUGAAGCAUGAAGCCUUCAUGCCAUUCUCAGCAGGCCGCCGAGCAUGCCUUGGGGAGCCCCUGGCCCGCAUGGAGCUCUUCCUGUUUUUCACCUGCCUGCUGCAGCGCUUCAGCUUCUCGGUGCCUGAGGGGCAGCCCCGACCCAGCGACCAAGGUGUCUUUGCUAUCCUGAACAGCCCUUCCCCCUACGAGCUCUGUGCUGUGUCCCGCUAAAGGACAGAAACUGAGCUUUGCUGAAUUUGGGCACAUGAAGUGAAAUAAAAUCCUCUGUGACUACAAACUGGUAUGUGGGUCUCACCCUGCAGCUAGCCCUUGUCCCUGAUGUAUCCAUAGCUGCUCUUCUAUGUGAACCCUAAUGCUGUCCUGGCCACUGGAUUCCAGGAAAAUCCAGUGGGUUUACAGAUGCUCAGUUGUUCAUAAUUCACCCCGUGUUACCCCUGAGACUUAGCCCUGGCUCUGAGUUGUUCCCAGCCCCAGACAACAUUCUGGGCUCUUCGGGUCUCAGAUAGGGGUUAAGGGUGAACAGGUUUCUGCUCUGAAUCUCUGUAAUCUUUGGCUGACUGACGGAUGAUACUGGUCAUCCCCACAACCCUACUCAUAUUAAGUGAAGUGCUAGGUUUCACAGAACUAGAAAGGCCAUUACUCUCACAGUUAUAUUUAGGACGAGGAGAGGGUAAAGAUGAAAAUCUGCAUCAGUCAGAGUCACACUGGGCAGAGUCCAGGAAGAUAGGCACAAGCAUUCUGCCAUGCUAUCUGAGGAAAGUCGUGCAGAUGAUGAGAUCUCCAGCCACAAGGCAGGACACAGAUUUACUGCUCAUCAGGGAGGCUCAGCUGACCCUGUGUCCAAAGAUCCGACCUCAUCGCAUGGAGCAUGCACAUAGUUGACUUCAGUGGCUUACUAACCAUCUCCCCCUGGGUCAGAAUCAGACAGCCUGAAACCCCACUAGGUCACAGUAGUGGAAGAAACUGUAGGAUGUGCCCUAUAAAUGCUGCUAUACCAAAUCACUGUUACCAGGAAGUUUCUGCCAUGGCUUUGGCUUAGGUUUCCCAGCUGCCCAUCAGGAAUGAGGAAUUGCUUAUUAGCUUAUUGAGGUUUCAGUCAAUAAUCAGGUGGCUCAAGCCAGUGUGACAUGGCAGAGGGGCAACAUUGCAUGGCAGCAGAAGACAGUAACAGCAACAAGGGCAAAAGGCGCAUGGGGAGAAGCAAGCUUCUUUUCCUCCCUUCUGCUGCCUGCAGGCUACCCACCUUAGGAUGUGUAUAGUACUCAUAACCACAGUCCCAGCACUGAACAAUGAACCAAUCGCUAAUUCUACAUUAAGUUGCCUCCAAAGUUCUAACGCUCAAGAUUGCAUGAGGCUUUGGUGGGACAUUCAGAGACAAACCAUAGCACUGUGGCCCUGGCCCUCCAAAGACUUAUGCACAUCCAUUUAUGCAAAAGGCACUUAGUACAUCUCUAUAAUUACCAAAAUCAAAUAUACCAUUGCUGAAAACUUCAAAUCCUAAGUCUCCUGUAAGAUAUAAGGCAAACUUUUAGUUGUGAGCCCUUGAACAAAUUAAAAGAAGCAUCCAAAAGUCAAUGGCACGAGAUAGACAUUUUCAUUCCAGAAGUUACAAACAGGGAUAGAAAGAAAUGAGAUUAAAGCAAGUCCCCAACCCAUCAGGCCAAACAUUCAGCCCUGUGGUUCCACAUGUAGCUUCUGAGGCAGUCUGUUAAGUUGUAAGCUCCAAAAGUGUUGUGUGGCUCUGCUUCUGUGGCAUGUCCUGUGGGUGUAGCUUCCAGAGGUUGUUUCUUGGGCCAUCUCUGCUCCGUCCUUGCAGUUUUCCUCAAGUGAUCCAUGUUUCUGACUUUUCCAAACUUCUGGCAUCUCAACUGCAACUUUGGCCUCACACCUACAACUUUACGCACAGCCCUCUCAGGGUCCCAAUGACCUCAAAAGCCUUCUGAAAUGAAGGUGGGAGCCUUCUUAACCCCACAAUUCAGAUGUUCUGUAUGCACCUCAAACAAGUACCAUGUGGAUGAUGCCAAACUCUUUGCCAGCUGGAGCUAUUGCCAGGCUUUUUUCACUCCUGGCUAUAAGGUUCAAGUGCCUGUAUUGCUGAGUACUCCUUAUCCAAUUCUGAGGAAUAAAUCCUCUGGGCUGCUACUCUUCUGGACCAUGGUGUACCAUGGGUUGCUUAAAGCAAAGUGUUUCACUUUUACAAUUUUGAGACUGCAAAGUGUGUUGACUUGCUGCUUCCUGUGUUGCUGUCAGUCUACCUUUGUUAUUAUCCUGUUUUUUGUUUUUGUUUUUGUUUUGGCAAUCAAGAUCUCCUCAGCUCUUUCUUUGUGAUCCACAGCUUUACUGGGGCUUCCUUUGUGGACAACUCACAGCAUUUUAAAUCAUUCUUCUGGGCUCUUUGUUACUGAUCCUUAACAUAAAUCUGGCUAAAAGCCCCUAACAGUACCCUCAACAUUAGACUCCCUUGAAAUUUCUUCUUCCACAUUAAUUAAUCCCCCUCCCUUAAUUUCAGCCUCAGGCAAAGUUGACAUGAGCAAAAUGUAGAUAAACUUUUUGCCAAGCCAUAACUCAUUUGGUCAGGAGUCCAACAGCCAGUGCAGUCCUUCCCAGCAGAAACCUCCAGAGCCUGGUCUUAACAGGACUUUUAUCAGCCUUCUAGUCUUCUGAGCUCUGACCAGAAUCUCCCAUACACAACAGUCUAAGGCAUUCCAUCUGUUUUUCAGCUAGCAUCUUUCCAAUUUAUCCUGACUAGCCAUUCCCAAAGGCUUCGGAACCACAUACUAAGGUAAAGUCAUAGCAGUUACCCUCCUUCUCUGGUCCCAAUUUCUAUCUUAGUUACUUUUCUCUCAUUGCUGAGACAAAAUACCUGACACCAAAAGUUAAGGGAGCUUUUUGGAGGUUUCAGUCCAUAUCAGCUGCCUCCAAGUCAGGGUGGGAUUAUAGAGGGGCAGCAGUUCAUUGUGGCAGAAGACAGAAACAGCAAUGGGAGUGGGGGAGAUCUUUUUCCUGCAUUUUAUUGUGUGGAGGCUGCCCACUAAGGUAGGUAUAGAUAGCACUCAUACCCCCAGUCCCAGCCCUAGACAACCACAAACUCUAGAUUCAGCUGCCUCUGAAAAACCUGACCCCUGAGACUGUAUGAUGCUUUGCGGGGACAUCCCGGCAGAAAUCAUAACAGCCUGUUUUCUCUGUUGAUAGUGACAUCAGAUGAGAUCAAGCAUGUUCAGGGUUUUGUGGCUGUAGACAUUAGUGACUUUGGAGACAUAAUAGUUUUUAAUCCUCAUGAAUCCAAUUUUUCUUUCUUCCUUUUUGCUCUUGGUGCCUAUGCAGUACAAGGUAGCCAAUCCCAAUGUGGGUUUUGUCCCAUGUUUUCUUGCUAUUACUGCUGGUGUGCUACCAAGGACAACAUAAUAGAUCCCAGUGUGGAUUCUGUCUCGUAUUUUCUUCUAAGAGUUUUGAGUUUGAACUCAUACAGUCAGAGGUGUGACCCAUUUAAAGUUAAUUUUUGAGUAGGGUGAUAGCUAAACUUCCAGUUUCAUUCUCAUGCAUGUUGUUCCUGUUCUCAACGUUUUCUCAAAAGGCUUUCCUUUCCCAGGAGAAUGGUUUUGCCAAAUUUCCUGAAAAUCAUUUGGCCAUAUAGAAUCAUGGGCGCCUUUCUGUGAAGCAUAUAUUGUGAAAAUGGCAUUGUUAGAGGAUUUGCUGGCUGGGUGGAAUUCUAGAGUAGACUUAUACAAACCUAGAUAGUGUAGCCUAGUCACACCGAGGCUGAAUGGCAGCCUGUCUUCCUGAGCUAGAAACUCUUACAGGACUUCUCUUUCCUUUUUUCUGCCCCCCACCAUUCCUUCCCCUAUUGCCCCUUCCUCUAUUGGUCCUUUUCUUCAUCCUCCACCUUUAGCUGCUCCUCCUCCUCAUUUCAUUUAUAUUAGGAAUUGACUUCACAGCCUUCACACACUGCUGUAUCUUCAAGUAAUUUUUUUUUUCACUUUUUUGAGCCAGGGUUUCCUAGGAAGUUCGGGCUGAUCUUGAGCUCACUUUGUAGGCCAUGCAGGUCUUAAACUUGAAGCAAUCAUCCUGCCUCUGCUUUUUGAGUGCUAAGAUUACAGGCAUGCACCACCAUGUCCCUCAUAAUUUUUAAUCUCUUAUUUUGAGACACUAUCCCAAAAUGUUUGGAUUAUAGGCAUGAAUCACACCCACUUUACAACUUCUCCCUAUGCUAAACGGUAAUCACAGUUGUAACACAGUAAGUACUGUGUCCUUAUGAGUAGGAAGUUUUCAGUGUAAUUAAACUUUUAUGAGACCACUGAUGUGUAGGUGGCCUGUUACUCACUUAGACAUCCUUCCACAGCAUCAGCACGUGUUGUUCAUCAGGAUUUAUUCGUACGACUGCCACUCCAACGAAAGGGAUUUCUGUUUAAUAUGUUAAUUUUUUGAUGACCCAUGAGAAUCCAGUCACAACAUUUAACACAUUUUUGAACGAGAGACUCUCAAGUCAUAAUGAACAACAAUAUAUGUUACAUUUAUACAACCAGUUUUAAUUAUUUUGACCAGUUGGCAAGCCACGCAGAAGCAUGCUUUUUAAAUCCAUAUCCCUAGUUAUAUUAUGAACAAAUGAUUCAAAAAUGCAAAAGAAAAGAGAAAAUAUUGUUGAGCUUAAAGAAAAAACAGCUGUGCAUGGAUAUGACAAACACACAAAGAAGUACCCAGCUAAACAGACUGGAGAAACAAACAUCUUACAGAAUCAGAGUGCACUUGAAUCUAUUUUGCUCAAACUAAUUCAAUUUUUUUUUUUACCAUUUUAGAAGUUUUAGCAAUAGACUAGUCAGAUUUUGUGUAUGUCAAUUAGCAAAGAUCUCUUGUACAAGAAUUUGGAAGGAAUAAAAUCUUUUAUCCAUAAUCAAUAUACAUUGUUGUAUUCUAUUUUGUCUUAAGAAUACUAGUGACUUUUGCAUCUCUUUCACAUAGGUUUCAGCUCAGUUAUCUCUAUACAUUCAGUCACUUACUCAGACGUUUGAUUUCUAUGUUUGGAUACCGUGUCCUGGGCAUUCUGGGUCAGUUUCUUUAAUUGGCCCCAUGUGGAUUCUAGCCCCAUCCUUCUCUAUCAUCUGUGGUGUGUUCGCUGAGGCUCACUGCCAUAGGACUGAGCAUGAGUUUCUUGAGUGACAGAAUCAACUACUUCUCUACGUAUGGGUCCAUGAUACAGCUGGACAGCAUGCUCUGGUACCCAGACAAGCCAUUGAGCAUUCUCUGGAAAGGCGCAAGCAUAGCCUGGACCCCAUAUAGCACUGAGUUGUGAACUUUCCAUUGUCUAGUAAGAAGAUAUUUCCAAAGGACCAUUCCAGCUUUUUUUCUUUUUUUGAAAUGUCUUUUUGCCGCUGUAUUUUGAUCCUUAGCAGGACUUUUAGAGUUACUAGUCUAUGUGCUAAGUGAAGACUAACAUGUGUUGUAAAUUUUGUAAAAUUUCCCCCUUUUGUUAUUGUCAUUGUAUUUUGAGUGUAUGGUGAGCAUAUUUAACAAUUUUAGCCUGUUGAAUGGCAUCUGAGGGACUAACAGUAACAGCAGCUAACAAUCUCUUUUUUGUAGCAUUUUCCUCAAUGAGGGGCCCUGGCAAGUGGGAAUGAGAACAUAAAUGAGCAAUUAAACAGAGAAUAUGAUGUGACUGUAAGACAAAUUGGAGAGUGUGAAAUAAAUGAAAAAGAUCUUCCCGGUUGGUACAAAUGGUGGCAGUUUUUAUGUGGCACAUCAUAUUGCAAACGUAAGCACUGUCUGAAUGAAAGAGUUAAUUACGGCUUAAAAUUUUGUAUUUAGUGCAGAAGAAAAAAACCAUGUCCUGUAUUAGGGAGCCUGGGCUCCCACUCUUAGCUCCACCUCUAGCUGAGGCUGCUGCUUCACCACAGAGGUUGUGUGCAAGCUGCCUUCCCAGCAGCAGCUGGUCAGCCUGUGGGGAGAGCUGUUUCCCUUGGUCUCCUUCUUUGUCACUUCAGUGACAGUUACUGGGAGGGAAGUCAAUUUCUGCCUUGCUGCCAGGUAUGGGGCCUGUCACUGGCACCUCCCUCUCCUUAAAGCACAUGGCGGUUGCUGCCUCUGUAGCCAUGGCCUCCUUUUUUACUUUACAUGUGAAUUUAUAAAAGAUUUAUAGCAACACAAAGAAACCAUGUAGCACUUAUAUGUAUAUGACUAAUAAAAUACAUGCAGUGUCAGUGUAUUGAAAACUAACAAAUUGAUGGGAGAUAGCAAAAAAGACCCAAAUAAAUGCAGUUAUAUUGCUUGUGAAUUUGAAUCACGUACCCUAAAGUAAACAACAAUUUUGAAGAACAACAGUGUUUGAGAACUUACAUUAUCUAGACUUACUACAAGCCACAGUGAGACAGUGAUAUGCUGGAGGCAGCUUAUCAGCAGCUUGUGAAAACCAAAUGUUGAAUUUUUGGAAGUUUUAAAUUUGUUUAGUUUCUUAUCACUUAUUGGAAAUUGUCGACUGUGAGAAUAUUUUUACAGAAAAAUCAGCAAACCACAAAUCAGGGCCAUAUUACCCCCAACCACUAGGAAUCUGAGCAGGGCUGUGCUACCUCUGGGAAGCUCUCCAAGCCGUAGCACCCCUACUGUUAGCUGAGCUGUGGCAGUCCCUUAUGGGGAGAUUCCUGGAAUAGGUUGGCCUUCCAUAUAACUUUAGAAUCUACACCAAAUGGCCCAGUGAUGUCCUCAUGUGCACUUUGGACAGAUAGUACGAGGUUUUGUUGAAGGGACAGUUACUGGCUGUGCUGCCCUUACAGGUGCAGCAGAACACUUUCAGGCAAAAUGACCCUCCCAUCCACAGGUGAAACAGGUAACUUUGUUUUUUCUCUUUCCUCUAGGCUGGGGAUGGAUUACCUGAGUGAAAGCUGUUGCCAGGGCAGCUCCUUGUACAUAAGGAGGGGUAUCAAUGCAGGAUUCAUCGAUAUUCUUAAAGGCCAAUUGUUGGACAAAUAACUUAAAGAUGAUUCUAGUUUUUGAAGGGUGGAAAUCUCAGCCUGUGUUAUACCAAAAUUUCUCUGAGUUGAGAAGGCAGAAAUUAUCAUUUGUGGCUCUGGUAAGGUUAUCUGGUUGGCUGUUGUUUCACCGUCCUCUUCCUGCUUGUAAUAAAUUUAAAAUAAUGCGCCAAGUCAAAUCCUUAAUGGUUGUAAGACCCCCUCUAAUCAAAAUCACAAAAGGAAAGUCAAUAUAGGAAUGGAGCGUAUAACAAACAGACCCAUACACAUGAGUGAUUUUUGAUACCCUGCCUCAUGCUUAACUGUUAAUACCAAAGCACCUGUUAUGUUUUAGUUUCUCUCAAGCGUGUUUAGUUCUUUUGGUCCUAGUGAACCCAUUUUUUCUUUGCCCCAAGUUUAAUACCUGAUGAUGUCAAUAUCACUACACUCCUAUGGUGACUACUUUUCUUCUGCUUUUCAUUUUUUUUUCGGUACCAGGGAUCGAACUUACAACCACACACUUGCAAGGCAGGCGGUUAUGCUGCUGAGCUAAAUCCCCAGCCUCUCCUAUGGUGACUAUUGAUGCUAUGGACCCACUUUUCCCUGCUUUUGGCAAAACAAUAAGAAGUGUCUCCUCACGUACUGUUUUAUCUUACUGCAUUCCGUGUUCAGGAUCCAUAUGAGGAUCCAGAUGCAGCUCUACAGGGUUCCUGGGAGAAGGACAGCAAGAGGAUGGAAACAUAAAAGAGGAAAACUGGGAAUUUCCCAUGGAUUGACUGCAGCCCCGAUCAAGUGGCACUCAGCAUGGGGGCUCCUGGCAUGGAGGAGUUAACUAGGGAGCCAUUUGAGAGACAGCCAGCUUAAACUGAAAGUGAAACUAAAUUGAACCAGAGCCCUGGGCCGAGGAGUGAGCAAACUGAAUCAAGGAUUAAAGCUUAAAGCAACAGGACAUUAAAUCAAGUACCAAGGCCUGUGCAGACUACUACCCAGCGUCCUGCCCAGUCAUGAUCCAUGAAACAGACUUACGUGAGUCAUUGUCAUCAGCUCUGGGCCUCCAGAUGGACUUGUGGGGAACAUCAUCAUGGGCUCUGUGUCUUCAGCUGGACUCAUGCAGGACAUUGCUGUGGAAUCCAGGUGACACAACUCCUUGGAGGCUUAUGCUGCCUACUCAGCCUUCUCCUUGAGCCAUACCACACCCAUGGUGGAUUUCGACCCCUGCCAAACAGACUACAACUGCUGACAGCCAUGCACAGAACCCCAUGACUGCGGAAGAUGCUCUUCUCGGUCUAGAGAAACAUAUACCAGUCAAAUAGACUGUGUCCAAUGUUAUGCGAGACAUGCUCCAAGACAUAGGAGAAUGACUUCAUACAGAGACACCAAUAAAUGGCUGUCAACCCCUUCUCCUCAAUAUGUGUGUGUGGGGGAGUUUUUCCCUUACCUAGCGCCCCUUUUGGGUCUCCUAGCUGCCCUAUUGCUUCUCCUUUCUGUGAGUCCUUGUAUUUUUCAGAGGAUUAUGAUAUUCAUUAAUAACCGGAUAGAUGUGUUUAUGGCAAAGCCCAUUCAGGUACGCUAUCAUCAGCUGGAGAUGGCAGAUCAACAAACCUACCGGGAAGGAAUUCCCACGAGUGGCCCAUAUGAUGAUGCGGCCUAACUGCCCUGAGGCAAUGGACAGGCAGUCAGAGACAGGCAACUAGGAAAUGCAUGUUAAUUCCAACAUCCACCUAAGACAGGCACAGGAACAACUGCUGUUCUGCAAGCCCAUGAUGGGUAAGGCCUGGUUGGGUUCAUGCAAUGAGGUCCUUGACCUAAGACAGACGCUGUCCGGCUGGGCCUGCCAUACUCUUGAUUAAAUAAUAUAAAAAGGGAGGAGAUGUAGGGAGCCAUUCGACAGCCCAUUGCUGCCUCCCUGCCUCUCUCUCCCCUAUGGGCACUGCAUCUGCCUACAUUAACCAUAAUCCUCUCCUGCUUACGUCACAUACCCGGAUGUGACGGUGACCCUGUUGUAUUCAUCCCUUUAACCUCUUCCUGUCCCACCUCCUGCCCUUGGCCUAUAAAAGAUGUGAUCAUUUCCUGAAUAAACGGAGGCUUGAUCGGAUUAUUUCGACUUGCUUUCAUCUCU